This is a messenger RNA of Lycium barbarum (goji berry), 669 nucleotides long. RefSeq names its product F-box protein At4g09920-like. The record is from RefSeq and is a predicted model, not a curated record. Gene Ontology annotation, molecular function: protein binding. The coding region runs from base 1 to 669 and encodes 222 amino acids. Lineage: Eukaryota; Viridiplantae; Streptophyta; Magnoliopsida; Solanales; Solanaceae. The transcript is spliced from 2 exons.
AUGGAGUGCGUAAUUAAGAUGAAGCCUCUUCGUCGCUGUAUCAAGCGUCAGAAAAAUCAUUCCAAGUGCAGGAUUAACAACUUACCUGAUGAUAUGCUUAUUGUCAUUCUUUCCUGUUUGAACUUCCAUGAGGCAGCGCGUACCUCUAUUCUCUCACAGAGAUGGAGAUACUUAUGGGAGCAUACAUCUUGCAGUCUUGAAUUCUAUAAUAACAAGACAUAUACGACGCGACGAGCCGAAAGGUUUAUAACUUUUAAUCAAGUCUUGAAAUUGCAUCAGGCUGCAUCUAUAGAGCAGUUCAAAGUUUGUUUUUACUGCCCGGUAUUUUCUAUCGCAGAAGAGCAACACAAACGCGACAGUUCUAUUGAUGCCUGGAUUCGUUUUGCAAUAGGAAAACAAGUCAAGGUGUUUGAAUUGGACUUGGCCACAAAGCCUAGGCUUGUAUCUCCUACCACUUAUAGCAUUCCUCACGUGAAAAAACUCUUGUCCAUUUCCGGCGGCCAGCUAAAGUUGCUGACAACUCUCAGGACUCUUAAAUCUGUUCGAUUUGUUGGUGUCAAAGUAACACAAGUUGUUCAAUACCUUUUAUCCAACUGUCCCUUGCUGGAGACUGUGUAUUUCAGCCUCAGAUUCUCUCAAGAAAUUGGUGGUUCGUGGUUCAUUACCUAA